UGUCCACCGGUCAGAGGGCAUCACGUAAAUUAUGGAAUAGAAAUUGCAGUUCGCUUUGUACUUUUUGUAAUAUUCUUAAUAUUAGAAGAAGCAAAACCAUUUAUACGAAUUAUUCAUGACGAGGAAAUGUGGCUCUAUAAAAACCCAGUAUCAACAGACACAGUCCCCACAUAUGCACUCUUUAGUAUUACUUUCUUUGUUCCUUUAAUAACCAUUUGUAUUCUCUGUGCUCUAAGAAGAGAUAAAGUGGAUGCAAGGGAAGCAUUAUUAGGAUUGAGCCUAAGUCUCGCUCUUAAUGGUGUGAUAACAAAUACAAUCAAACUAAUGGUUGGAAGACCAAGACCAGAUUUCUUCUGGAGAUGCUACCCUAAUGGUGUCCCAACAAAAGAUUUGCAAUGUGAUGGUGAUCCUGAUACCAUUAUAGAGGGAAGAAAGAGCUUUCCUAGUGGACACUCAUCAUGGGCAUUCAGUGGUCUGGCAUACCUGUCACUAUAUUUAUGUGGGAAACUUCAUUGCUUUCAUGGCCACGGCCGAGGACAAGGCUGGAGACUUUGUGCAUCCCUAGCACCAGUGUUAAGUGCUUUGGCAAUGGCACUUACAAGAUAUUCUGAUUAUAAACACCACUGGCAAGAUAUUACUAUUGGGUCCAUUCUUGGUCUCACAAUAGCAAUCAUCUGUUACCGUCAGUACUACCCAGCCCUAAACAAGCCACACUGUGAUCUGCCAUAUACUGCCUUUGUUCCCUUAAAACACAUCGACGACAAUCAUACCCAAGCAAUUUUACCACUUUUGGCAUCUGAUGCCAAUAAGAGUAACUUCCAUCCUGCUAUUACAAAACACUUAUAACAAUAGGUAGGAAAAGUGUAUUAUAAGGAUAAAAGAAAAUAUUGUUAAUAUAAUGUGUACCAUAGAUGGUUUUACAUGAAAGCCAUCUAUAUUCAAAGAAGAAAAAGGUGCAAUUAGACGUAAGCAAACCAGAGUUGAAAAAUAUUUUGCAGGCAAAGUUAUAUGAUGUAACAUAAAGGACAUAUGAAAUAAAAUGUUUUAGGGAAAAGUA
Molecule: messenger RNA, 1057 nt
Organism: Exaiptasia diaphana
Lineage: Eukaryota; Metazoa; Cnidaria; Anthozoa; Actiniaria; Aiptasiidae
Product: phospholipid phosphatase 5
Exons: 8
Coding region: 127-846 (239 amino acids)
Biological process (GO): phospholipid metabolic process
Molecular function (GO): phosphatidate phosphatase activity
Source: RefSeq, a predicted model, not a curated record